UGUCAUAAGGGACGGAGCUUAGCAUCAAAAUCAAAACAUUGGAAUUUAACGCCGUGUAUUUCUGUUUGAAGCUGCUUUGUUUGGCUGGAGGAGCGUCAGAAUCGAGGCCAGAAAUACACCCACAUUCCACGUCCCCCCCGCACCACGACCCUUGCUGGUUUCUGGGGGUCGCAGGGUGAGAGAUGGAUCCGGUGGUACUCCAAUACGAAAACGUCUGGCUGCGGCGCUCGGACGUCUCUCUGCUGGAGGGCCCUCACUGGCUGAACGAUGAGAUCAUCCGAUUUGCCUUCCAUUACUUUGUCAACGACUGCUUCCAGCUUCUGAGCCUGAUGACGGUCUUCAUCGGGCCCAUGAUCACAGAACUGAUCAAGUUCAGCACUGACACCAAAGAACUCUUUAUGUUCCUCAAGCCGCUGGCUCUGCCCUUCAGGCAGUGGAUCUUCCUCGCCAUCAACAACAACUCCCGCAACACUCCAGGCGGCAGCCACUGGAGCCUGCUGCUCUACCACCGUCCCUCCAACAAGUUCAUCCACUACGACUCCCGCAGAGCCACCAACGCCAUCCACGCGAGGCACGUGGCCAUGAGGCUGCUGCCCUUUCUGGCCUGCAAGGAGGGCGUGAUGUUUGAGGAGCACCAGUGUCCUCAGCAAAGCAACAACUAUGACUGCGGCAUGUACGUCAUCUACAUGGCCGAGCUCUUGUGUGAGCAGGCCAUGGAAGAGAAGGAGCCCCUCGUUCCCAUCCAGAACAUCACCGCUGACUCUGUCACAGAGAAGAGAGCGGAGUGGCUCAAACGGAUCCACGCCUUGAUGGAGAGGGCGUCCAGUCCUGCUGAAGAGAAGUCUAUUCAGAAGAGUGAAUAAAUGAUGUGGAGUACAUCUGUCUGUAGCCGCCGUCGUCAUUAUCGCUCAGGAAACCCCUUUAUUUGACUCAGUGUUCUUUAAGGUUGGACUGUGCCGACUUGUUCACAGCCUGAGCAUGAGGGUCAACUGACAAAAGUCAAAGGUCGAGGGAAUGAGCUCCACCAAAGGAGAAAAUCAAUCUUCUGUAAAGAACAACGUUGUAAUUGUAAUUCAAUUACUGGCCAUUUAAUCCAGCACAGUCCUGCUUUAACUCCUGGUACAGAUAGAGUGAGCCAAAGGAUUGAGUCCAUGUGUUCCUGAAACAUUUCCAUCAGGGCCAUGGCAGCAGGGGACGAACCUUCUCCUCACAUCAAAACUCUAUUUUGAGUUCUCAUUCCAGCAAGUGGAGCCAGUUGUGACCA
This is a messenger RNA of Synchiropus splendidus (mandarinfish), 1264 nucleotides long. Its product is annotated as sentrin-specific protease 8-like. Gene Ontology annotation, molecular function: deNEDDylase activity; cysteine-type peptidase activity. The coding region runs from base 183 to 863 and encodes 226 amino acids. The record is from RefSeq and is a predicted model, not a curated record. Gene Ontology annotation, biological process: proteolysis. NCBI's taxonomy places the organism in Eukaryota, Metazoa, Chordata, Actinopteri, Syngnathiformes, Callionymidae. The transcript has a single exon.